Molecule: messenger RNA, 2919 nt
Organism: Corticium candelabrum
Lineage: Eukaryota; Metazoa; Porifera; Homoscleromorpha; Homosclerophorida; Plakinidae
Exons: 8
Coding region: 165-2717 (850 amino acids)
Molecular function (GO): protein binding
Source: RefSeq, a predicted model, not a curated record
UAGACGUAAUUUACUUACUAAGUUGUCUACAGUUUGAGCUGCUGUGCUGGUGCAGUCACAGCUAGGGACACAGAAAUUCUUUCAGAAGGAAGAGGAACCCAGAGCGACAAUCAAUAAUUAUUCAUUUAUCAUAUUUCGAACAUUGCUUUUUGGUAAACAAGGAAAUGGUUCGAAUGAAAGACGGGAAAGCGUCUUCUUGCCUGUUUGUCUGUUUCAUUGUGGUCAUCAUAGUUGUCUUCAACACGCUUCCUGCCAUCUUUUACUGCUUGCCAUCAAAUGAGAAUGAAUCAAAGAGUAUUCAUUUAGCGUCACAGGACAACAGCUCUCUGAUAUGCGACGUGCAGAGGGUGAAAUCGGACUCACGGUUUAAAACAGCAAAACUCGACUUCUUGCUGUCGUCUGCUUGCCGAAAUUACCUACCAUGGCUAAGCGAUUUUCAACAUAUUAAACAUCAGAAAGACAGCAAUCUCAGCGGGAUCAUCGCAAUUGACGACGGCUGCGGCUUGCAUAGGACAGAAACAGACCUGAAACGUCUCUUUGGUCUAGCGAGUUUGAUGACUAAAGACUGUUUGUUUCACGGCCUUCCUUUCAUGUGCAGUUAUUUCUACAGACCGUUUGUAAAUGGCAGUCUGUGUAACGAGCAUUGGCCCACAAGAGAUGAAUGUACAACUGUAAAGACAGUGCACUGCCAAUCAGAAUGGAAAAUUAUUGAAAGCCUUCAACGGUCAAGUGACUACUGUAUUCGACUACCUGAUUGUACACAACUCCCAGCUCAACAGCGAAACAAAACAAAGAAAAAGCUGCUGCCAAAGUCUCAAGUUGCUAUCUCCAAAAUUCUGUCUGAAAACCUAACAGCGGGUGUUUACCAACGCAAAGAGGAUUACCAGUGUUCUCCUCCAUGUCCGGCAGUUGAAUGGCUGCUGAGAGAAGAAAGUCUUUUUGGCGGGACGUUUAUAAUACACAUCUGCCUAGUUGCAGUGUGCAUAGCUUCUUUCAUCGUUUUCUACACGUGGGCGAGAGUCAAAGAACUACGUGCAUUCCCUCAUACCAUAACUUUACUUUCUGUGGUAUUCUAUCUGGGAGCAGGACUGACAUAUUCUAUGUCAUUUAUUGUGGGACGCCGUGAAGCCUACUGCUCACACAACGACGUCAUCAGCACGUGGGAGGAUCCAACCAGGUUUUGCAUAGCCCAAGGUGCAAUUUUCCAAUUCUUCUUUAUAGCAUCUUUAGUUCUAUUUAGUACCUCUGUCUUGAACGUAUUGGUGGCUAUCUAUGAUCUAAAGAAGCCUGGACAAAGUGGCAUUUUGAAACGUCAUUCGAGACUAGUAUUUUCUGUUGAGGUCUUUGUUAGUUUGGGCGUUGCUGGAGCAAUCGUGUCUGCUGUCCUCAACACUUCGUCUUAUCACAACGACAGUCUUCAAGUCAUCUGUGUUCCGAGAAAUUCAAAGGCUCGUUUCUUCUCGUACACCUUGCCAUCUCAGGUUACAGGAAUAUUUGGGUUGAUCAUGGCAAUUCUCUUCAUUAAACGCAUGAAACAGUCUGCUCAAUUUCAAGCCAAGAAUGGAGCAAUAAACAAGAAUGUCACAGCCGCAGGAGUGAUUAUUACUCGCCAUUUCUUGGUAUUAGUGUCAGUGUUUCCGAUCGUUUCCGUGUUGGCUUUUAGUAUGUUUGAGAUUUACGACUACUUUUGGUAUGACAAGACUCUCAAUGACAUCGCAAAUUACAUCCUGUGUCAACAGACUAAUGACAGCAGUGACUGCAGCUUACUUUUUGAUGACGCGGGCGUGACGGUAUUGUAUUGCAUCGUUCCAGUGUGUUGUUCCAUUUUUGCAGUUCUACUAAUGGUAUAUGGCCUAUUCCCAGGACCAGCCAGAAAGCUGUGGGCUAACCACUUCCAAACGCUUUUACGUUGUCUGAGAAGAAACAAGAACAAAGGCAGGAAGGAGACGCAUGAAAAGAACCAUCGUCGUCAAGAACCGCCAAUUCAGAAAUACCGCAAGAUCGACGUCCAUGAAGAAACUAAACCGGAACAAAAUCAGGACGGGAAAGCGAACACUGUUAAUGCAGGAAACCGUACCUCUUGUCAAAUAGGCAAUGAAGAGACUAUUGAUUGUGCUACAGAAAGCAACGGAAGCAGCAGCAAUUCUUGUGCAGACACUACCAUCCGCCAGGAAUGUCACAAUGCUAUAGACGAACAAGAACAUUGUGAAAACCUUUCGAAUGAAAGCAAUGAAAACAGCAGCCGUUGCUUCGCGUGUGCAGACACUGACAGCGAUCAGGAAGGUCAGAUUACCAAAGACGAUCAAGAAAAUAGUGAAAACUGUUGUAGGAAUGAAAGCAACGAAAUCAGAUGUUUUACAACGAGCGGAGACACUAGCUGCCAGAUGUGUCACAAGAUCGAAGAGGAUCAACAAAAGUCUGAAAACUCCGAGGAUUUACAGCAAGGCCAAGACAUCGCCCAUAAAGCUCAUGAUGAAGGAAACGAAAAGAAAAUUGAAGUAAGGCAAACACCGAGAAGAGUACUUUCCUUUCAGCAAUUGCACGAGAUAGCCGAUCCUAUCUCUGAAAGACUGAGGAAAGUAGUAGCGGCAACGCGGAAACUGAAGAGGGCCAUUUCUCUAAGGGAAAUGUUUUGGAGCCCACAGUUUAUCAAAGAGAAAAUGAGAAGAGCAAGUUGGACAUUAGACACAAUAAACAAUAAAAACGAGAACGUUUAAUUCCAUUCACCGUCUUUGAAACAAAAUGGGCAAGCGUUUGAAUAUAGAAAUUCCAUUCUUAGUUAAUGUAGAUAAUACAAUGUAAGGGCUUGGAGUCUGUAUUAAGUUUUACUGGAAACUUGUCAAGUAGGUUUGCGGUUUAGCACAAAUAGGGAACGCGGGGUUUUGCUCAAUAGAAAACUGUUUAAAUUGACAAUGCCAC